Messenger RNA from Neltuma alba, 1302 nucleotides. Its product is annotated as basic 7S globulin-like. Gene Ontology annotation, biological process: proteolysis. Gene Ontology annotation, cellular component: plasma membrane; Golgi apparatus; extracellular region. NCBI's taxonomy places the organism in Eukaryota, Viridiplantae, Streptophyta, Magnoliopsida, Fabales, Fabaceae. Bases 1 to 1302 code for a protein of 433 amino acids. The record is from RefSeq and is a predicted model, not a curated record. Gene Ontology annotation, molecular function: aspartic-type endopeptidase activity. The transcript has a single exon.
AUGGCUUCCAGCUUUCAAUACCUCCUUCUUCUUCUUCUCUUGUUCUUCUUCAUUUCUCCUUCUUCUUCUGCUAAAUCCUCUUUCAGACCCAAGGCUUUUGUGCUUCCUGUUACUAAAGAUGCCUCCACUCUCCAAUAUGUUACCCAGAUUCGUCAGAGAACGCCACUCGUCCCCCUCAACCUUGUCCUUGAUCUGGGCGGCCAAUUCCUCUGGGUCGAUUGUGAUCAGAAAUACUCCUCCACCACCUACCACCCUGCACGCUGCAAAUCCGCCCUCUGCUCCCUCGCCGACGCCUCCAGUUGCGGCGAUUGCUUUUCGCCUCCCAGGCCCGGCUGCAAUAACAACACCUGCAGCGUAAUGCCGGACAACACCGUUACCGGCACCGCCACUUUCGGCGAUGUCGGCCAAGACGUUGUCUCCGUCCAGUCCACGAACGGAUUCCACCCGGGUCGAACCGUCGCCGCUUCCCGGUUCAUAUUCUCAUGUGCAUCGACUUUCUUAUUGGAUGGCCUCGCCACCGGAGUAUCCGGCAUGGCGGGUCUCGGUCGAACCAAAAUCGCUCUUCCUUCUCAAUUCGCUUCCGCUUUUAGCUUUCCCAGAAAAUUCGCCAUUUGCCUCGCCUCAAAUUCAAAAGGUGUUGUCUUCUUCGGCGACGGCCCUUAUGUUCUUCUUCCCGACGUCGACGCCGCUAAAUUUCUCACUCACACACCCCUAAUUCUCAACCCAGAAAGCACAGCUUCGGCUCACUCACAAGGACAGCCUUCGUCGGAGUAUUUCGUCGGAGUAAAAUCCAUCAAGAUCGACGACAAAGUUGUGCCCAAGAUCAACAAAAAAUUGCUGUCCAUAAACAAGGAAGGCUUUGGUGGGACUAAGAUAAGUACGGUGAACCCGUACACAGUCCUGGAGGCGUCGAUCUUCAAGGCGGUGACGCAGGCAUUUAUAAGAGCUAGGAACUACACCAGGGUGGGCGGUGUGGCUCCCUUCGAAGUUUGUUUCAGCAGCCACAACGUCGGAAGCACAAGGUUGGGUCCGGCGGUGCCGACCAUCGAGUUUGUGCUUCAGAAUAAUGUGAGUUGGUCCAUCUUCGGAGCGAACUCGGUGGUGCAGGUGAAGAACAAUGUGAUGUGUCUUGGUGUAGUGAACGGAGGUGACAAGCCGAGGACUUCGAUUGUGAUCGGAGGGUUUCAGUUGGAGAACCAUCUUCUUCAGUUCGAUUUGGCUUCUUCUAGAUUGGGGUUCAGCCCUUUGCUGUUUUGGAGGAGGACUACGUGUGCAAACUUCAAUUUCACCUCCGCCGCUUGA